Hibiscus syriacus is the source of this 624-nucleotide messenger RNA. Its product is annotated as L-type lectin-domain containing receptor kinase S.6-like. Lineage: Eukaryota; Viridiplantae; Streptophyta; Magnoliopsida; Malvales; Malvaceae. Gene Ontology annotation, cellular component: plasma membrane. The record is from RefSeq and is a predicted model, not a curated record. Bases 1 to 624 code for a protein of 207 amino acids. The transcript is spliced from 3 exons. Gene Ontology annotation, biological process: protein phosphorylation. Gene Ontology annotation, molecular function: protein kinase activity; ATP binding.
AUGCUUGAUGACGAGUUCAAUGCCAAGCUCGGAGAUUUCGGUUUAGUCGAAGUGUACGAACAUUGUUGCGCUUCAAGAGAUGCAACGAUACCAGCCGGGACGAUAGGAUAUCUGGCACCCGAGUACGUUUAUACCGGUGUUCCGACUGUGAAAACCGACGUUUACAGCUUCAGAGUGGUUGUCCUGGAGGUGGCUACGGGAAAGAGGCCCGUGGAUGAGAAUGGAACCGUGUUGGUUGACUGGAUUUGGGACCUGUGGGUGAAAAAGAAACUAAUUGAGGGCGUUGAUUCAGGAAUGUUGUGCAGGUACAAUGUUUUAGAGAUGGAAAGAUUGUUUGUGAGAACACCUUGGAUGCACGGUUGGAUGUUGCAUUCAAUAAAAAGCUUCCAGAGAUACGCAAGUGGCUCUUUGGUCAGGAAACAGAAGAAGAAAAUGGAAGAGAAAAUGAAAGAGGAGAUUUUUGUGUGGAACUUUCUGGAGAAUGGGAAGAGAAUGGAGAAAUACUACAGGCGAAACUACAAGGAUUACUUUGAAUUCGUGGAAGGGACAUUGAAAGGGAAGAAGGAGCAGGAGCUAAGUGAAGCAGAAAAGGGUAUUCUUGAUUGGCUUAAAGCUAAUAAGUGA